This is a messenger RNA of Zingiber officinale, 811 nucleotides long. RefSeq lists its product as uncharacterized. The coding region runs from base 97 to 672 and encodes 191 amino acids. The record is from RefSeq and is a predicted model, not a curated record. Lineage: Eukaryota; Viridiplantae; Streptophyta; Magnoliopsida; Zingiberales; Zingiberaceae. The transcript has a single exon.
ACAAGAGGCAAAUGAGCACGAAGCCUCGCCGCCGUUAUAAAUAAAGUGCGUCAUCGCCUCCCGCAACCUCAUGCGUCCGGCGUUCGACCCAUCGCGAUGAGGCGCAGUUACGGCGAGGGACGGUUCCUCGCUUCCCCCUCCGGAAUCGGCUCCGGCGUCCAGACCGGAAGGGGCAGCGACCUCCACGACUUCUACGAGGAGGACGUAUGGACCGCCUCUCCCGAGGUUUCCCAUCACCACCUCUCCGACGACGUCGUUGACGACGACGAUGACGACGACAACGACCGCUGGCAUGACGCGAGCGUUGUCUCCGAUAUCCGGUGGGUCCACAGGAAGGUCGGUGGCCUUUCUCUCGCCUUAGAGGACUCCUACCAUGGCACAGACGCUCGCCCUCUGCGGAAAAGGCGGCAGUGGACGUUGCCGGCGUCGGCGCCGGUGGACGUGCCGGCCUGGCCGAGGCAUCACUUGCCGGGAUCGGGUGGGCCACCGUCGGAGACAGAGGAGGAGGAAACGGAGGAGGAUUGGAUGCCGCCGCAUGAGUACUUGACGCGGGCCCACGGGCGGAGCACGGCGACGGCGUCGGUGUUGGAGGGCGCCGGGCGGACGCUCAAAGGCCGCGAUAUGAGCCGGGUCCGGGAUGCCGUCUGGAGUCAGACCGGCUUCUUCGGCUGAACCCGACCGCUUGAUUAUUGCUAUGUUUUUGUGUAAUAGCCGUGAUUUGGCCAUGUAAAAGUCCGAUUCAAUUGUUGCCAAUGAGCUCAAUGUUGUAAAUUGUUGGUAAUUGUAAUUUAUCUUUAGUUUUUCCCUUUUU